Messenger RNA from Alternaria ethzedia, 1239 nucleotides. RefSeq lists its product as uncharacterized. The transcript has 3 exons. NCBI's taxonomy places the organism in Eukaryota, Fungi, Ascomycota, Dothideomycetes, Pleosporales, Pleosporaceae. Bases 1 to 1239 code for a protein of 412 amino acids. The record is from RefSeq and is a predicted model, not a curated record.
AUGGCCGCCACCGACAGCAACAAGGCCCAGACCAAGUGCGUCACUCCAGAUAUCAACAAGGAGUACGGCCAUCCCGACGGCAACACUGGCAGUGAUGUACAAGUCAAGGACAACGGUCAGGCGGGUAACAACGACGAGGGCAACGGCGAGCAAUCCGAUGAUGUCGACAUGGACAGCCACGAUACCGACUCACACGACGCGUACAUCAAGAAGUACAAGGAGCUCAAGAGUCAGCUGCGAAUGCAUUUCAGCAACAACAACAAGGCGCAAUUUGAUCACAUCCAGCAGGAAUUCCGCGAACAUGGCUUGCUUGCUGAAUUGGAGGCCGAACUGCUUCAUCUGAACAUUGCAGCAGCAUUAGUCGCUCUCAGCCGCAGCGGUACUUAUUAUCGACGCGUUCCUCGCCGCCGCACUGCCCAGGUUCUACAUCAGCCGUCUGCCCAAUCAUUCUACGCACACUUGGUCCGUUCGAACAACGCUGCCGGCGGCCCAUCUACUUCUGGACCGGCCAGUACAGCUGCGACAAAUCGAGCGGCUCCUUCGGCCCAACACGGUGCGACCGCGUCAUCAGUCGCCGUGCUACCUCCGGUUCCUGUUCUCUCAGUCUCAUCGUCAACAAAUCUCAACCUCCUCCCCGUCACUCCGCUGGAUAUCUCUGAUAACGCUAACCUUGGAAAUGGUAAUGGAGCCUUGAACGGUCCCAACAAGACUCUGUACCUCAAGGCGCCACCCCCAAGCCUCAACUUCAACCUGCUCGCUUUCGAUAUCACUAUCAUGGAGAUGGCUACUCUUUGGGCGCGAGGCCUUGACGAUGUUCCUGACAUUGCGACGAAAGCCGACAGGCUCCGUAGUACCUUGACCAAGAUGAGUCGAGAGGACUACGGACCUCUCGUUGCCGACAAGUCUGCCUCCUCUUGGGUCCCUGCCCCUAGUAUUUUCACCGGUGGCGUACAAAAUCUGAUGGCAGAUGUACAACUACUUCGACUUCGCCACGAACUUGCUGAGGGCCGCGCUCCUCAAGGUCAGCAUCGUGGUCGUCUCACCAUCGCCAUCGAGCAUGCAGAAGCCAAUCACCAUUGGGGUGUCAUGCUAAGCCAGGUCGAUGAGUACAUUCAGCAGUGCAGGCUCCCCGUACCUGCGCCCCUCGCUGCGAAUGCCGACGUGGAAGCCAGCAACGACUUCAAGGUCACGUGGCGCACGGCUCACCCCCCUCCACCCCGUAAGGCUCGCAAGGUAUGA